AUGACAUUGUAUCUGUAUAAUAUGUUUAGUUUUUCAAAGUUGUAGCAAAAUUAUCUUAUUAAAAUGUCUGUGUUAUUUCAGACAAGGAAAUACCUUUUUAGAAAACCAUUUAAUAAUACUUUUUGUAAAUAUGUAUUCCUCAGGAAAAAUUCUGACGUCCCCAGAAAAUUUGUAACAUUUGAUGAGAUAGUAACUCAAAGAAGACUGGAAGCGCAGCGAAGUCUCGUUGUACAAGUUAAUUCUGAUUCUUCAUUUAACGAACUUUACAGUUACUGCUCAAAAUAUGCUUCCAUUAACGACAUUCAUCAUUAUAAAAAUUCAGGCGGAGAGCAUUUCAUGCUUAUAGAGUUUGAGUCCGAAGACAACCUUAAGGAAGUAUUAAAAUCAUGUAGUGCUCACAACAAAGAUCACGACAUGAUAUCCGUUCAGUCACCGUUUGUAUGGUUCCGAGCGGCCGCGGGUAAGAAGGAAAAACUUGUAGCUCAUGAAAAAAAUCUCGCCGUGAAGAAUGGUUUAGAGAUUAUAAAUGAGGAUGUGUUGUAUCAAGAACUUAUGAACUGUGACACCGUGUCUGAUCAGAUUCAGUUGAUGUAUGACAGAACUACAUUAAAUGAUUUAGGCAUAAGGCUCAGAUAUAUGGUGGCCAGACAGCUGGAAGUAAUAUUUAGCAGUUUGUACUCAAACGUCAGAGUUCAGCCCUUUGGUUCAUCAGUUAAUGGGUUUGGAAGAAUGGGUUGUGAUUUGGACCUUAUUCUAACUAAUACAUUAACUGAAGAAAUGAGCGAGGGCGGGAGGCGGCUGGUGUUCCAGGAGAAGCGCUGCGAGGGCGGGCGCGGCGCGGCGCGGCACGUGGAGCUGGCGGGCGCGCUGCUGGAGCUGCGCGUGCCGGGCGCCGCGCGCGUCGUGCGCGUGCUGCACGCGCGCGUGCCCAUCGUCAAGUACGCGCACCUCUACACCGACCUGCACUGCGACCUCUGCUACAACAACCUGUCGGGCGCCCACAUGUCGGAGCUGCUGUGGCAGCUGGGCGCGCUGGCGCCGCGCGCGCGCGCGCUGGCCGUGCUGGUGCGGCGCUGGGCGGCGCGCGCCGGCCUCACGCACGCGCAGCCCGGCCGCUGGCUCACCAACUUCCCGCUCACGCUGCUCGUGCUGUUCUUCCUGCAGCAGCGGCCCGCGCUGCUCCCGCCCCUCGACCUGCUCGUCAGAUACGCCCGCAAAGAAGACGUUCGAAUAGCAGAAGAAAACAUAAAUUGCACAUUCCUCCGAGACUUGAACAAGCUACCUCCAGAAUCGUACGGACAGAACGACGAUGAUUUAGAGACUUUACUUUUCAAAUUCUUCGAGUUCUACUCACAAUUUGACUUCGAGGAUAAAGCUAUAUCGAUAAACGUGGGCAAGGCGAUACGAAAACCAAAUUCCCUACCUUUAUACAUAGUAAAUCCUCUGGAACAGUCUCUGAAUGUGAGCAGAAACGUUAGUUAUGAGGAGUGUGAGAGACUUAAGCUUGAGGUUAGAAACGCGGCCUGGCAUCUAGAGUCUUGCCUUGAGGGGAAAAGGGCGGACGACUGGGGCAUACUGGGCCUCAUUGAAAGUAAAUCUUCUCGAGGGCUAAAGAAACUGUUGCGGGUGGGUAACUCGCACCGCCUGGUCUCCAUGAAGGAUAUCUUCAAUGAUGAUGACGAACCAGCUGUGGAAGGGAUACGGGCCAAGCUACAGAAAUACGUUAAGAAUGAUAAGGAAGUGGAAGAUAGCAUUAAAGAAAUGAAAAGUGAAAUGAUUAAGGAGAAAAAAAGUGACCAAAUAACAUUCAAGAACACUCAGACGAAGAACGAGGUUUACAGAAUACGAAGGGAUAAAAUUGUUUGAUGUUUGGUAUCUGGAGUUGUAAAGGAAAUAUCAGCGUAUAUGUUUAGUUCUGUCGACUAAAAAGUAUGUAAUUAUUGAAAUUUAGUUUAGUUUGAGUGAUAAUUGUCUUAUAAACUUUUGUAAAAUUGGGGAUUUUCAUGAUUCAUAUGAAGCGUUGAGUGAAAUCAUUGGAGCAGUUCUGAGUAAAACGACUUAAUGUUAAUAACUGUAUGUGCAUAAAAGCAAAUUAAUUAUUUUGUUUAACAAGAAACGUUGACGUGAAGGUAAUAAAACACAUCCGCACAGAUAACAUAUUAAAACAUUAUUCAAAAGACGUUUUCAAGAUCUGUAAUAAUUUUUAGUUCUGGUUUAGACUUUGUCUACCUGAAACUUACCUGACUCAAUAAGCUAUAAAUAUACGAUGCAAUAGUAGAUGUAUUUCUGCAAGAUAUUUUGUAAAACUAUCAAAAUUUCUAUAUUUGAUACAAUAUUGUUUGUUACAUAAAUCAAGUUUUAUUGCAAUAGUUUUAGUGAUCCAUUGUAAUGAUGUUAUUUUAUGUAUUUAAUGCGUGAAAGAUAUCAGAAGCGUAUGUUAGGAGUGAUCCAAGGUUAGAAAAUAUGAUUUGAAUGUGGACAAUUAUACUGUGUAUGGUGGAAGCGAAGAGAUAAACAUUGUUAAUUUGAAAAUAGUUUAUUUGUAAUUAAAACUUUCUUAUAUUUAAA
Melitaea cinxia (Glanville fritillary) is the source of this 2568-nucleotide messenger RNA. Its product is annotated as poly(A) RNA polymerase, mitochondrial-like. Gene Ontology annotation, biological process: mitochondrial mRNA polyadenylation. Gene Ontology annotation, molecular function: poly(A) RNA polymerase activity. The record is from RefSeq and is a predicted model, not a curated record. NCBI's taxonomy places the organism in Eukaryota, Metazoa, Arthropoda, Insecta, Lepidoptera, Nymphalidae. Bases 64 to 1866 code for a protein of 600 amino acids. The transcript has 7 exons.